This is a messenger RNA of Dermatophagoides pteronyssinus (European house dust mite), 476 nucleotides long. RefSeq names its product Ubiquitin-fold modifier 1 (gene Ufm1). Gene Ontology annotation, cellular component: nucleus; cytoplasm. Gene Ontology annotation, biological process: protein K69-linked ufmylation. Lineage: Eukaryota; Metazoa; Arthropoda; Arachnida; Sarcoptiformes; Pyroglyphidae. The record is from RefSeq and is a predicted model, not a curated record.
AUAGAUGACGUUUUCGUUUGAUGACAAUUUGCCACCUGGCAUUUUUGUUUUCUUAUUAAUGCAAAAUUAAUCAAAAUUUUGUGAUAAUCCAAAUUUAAUAAUAUUUUAAAUAAUGUCGGAUUCAAUUUCGGGAGAUUCAUCAGCAGCAUCGGCUGCAAGUUCAAGCAGCGGUGGUAAAGUAACAUUUAAAAUAACAUUAACUUCGGAUCCAAAAUUACCAUUUAAAGUACUUAGCGUACCGACCAAUGCACCAUUUACAGCCGUAUUGAAAUAUGCAGCCGAAGAGUUUAAACAAAAUCCAUCUACAUCGGCAAUCAUCACUGAUGAUGGUAUCGGUAUAAAUCCAUCACAAACAGCCGGCGAUGUAUUUCUAAAACAUGGUUCCGAACUUCGUCUAAUACCACGUGAUCGUGUUGGUUGUUGGUAAAAUUGAAAAAAAAAAUUUUCCAAAAAAACACCAUCCGGUUUUUAAUGAA